GCAGCAGCAGCAGCAGCAUCAAGGAUCCCAGAGAAGGUGAACAAGGAGACAAGUAUAGACGGUUUGUCGUCAUCUCACCACUGCUCCGUGGUCCGGCCUAAAGAGCGGCGCCCCGACGUCCACCAGCAGAACCCGUUCAUGAGAGGGAACACCAUCAUCCGCUCCAAGACCUUCUCCCCCGGACCUCAGAGCCAGUACAUCUGCAGGAUAAACCGCAGUGACAGCGACAGCUCCACGCUCUCCAAGAAGUCGCCGUUCGUCAGAAACGCCUCAGAGAGACGCAGCAUGCGCAUGAAGAAGCCUCCUGUGCAGGUUAAAGGUCUGGACGGGCUCCUGCGGACGUCUCUGGACCUGGAGUUGGACCUGCAGGUUUCUCGGACGCGACAGGCCCGGCUGGCGCAGGAGCUGCGGGUUCUGCGGGAGCUGAAGACGCAGCUGGAGAAGGCGAGACAGCAGGGCCAGAGAGAGCUGCCCGCCUGGGUCCAAGAAGACGAACGCUUCCGCCUCCUCCUCAAGCAGGCGGAGAAACAGACUCGAGAGGAGCAGCUGCAGGAGAAACGAGUGGAGAAGAUGAUGCGAGCAGCAGCCAAGGAUGUCCACAAGAUCAGGGGCCAGAGCCGCAAUGAGGUUCCUGAGGUCCAGACCUUCAGAGAGAAGAUGGCGUUCUUCACACGAGCAAAGACCAGCAUCCCCGACCUGCCAGCCGACAACGUGUAGAGAAGCAUUUCAAAGUACCCCCCACCCCCACCACCCCCACCACCACCACCCCCCACCCCCCAGUCUUAACCUGCUGUUCCCACAAAUGAAGCAAAUGUUUUUCGCGGUGUUAUGAAGAAUUUAAAAAGUAUACGAUAUGUUUUAGUACAAAAACAAACAAAAAAAAAACGUGAAGAAACAGAUUUUUAAAAAAAGAGCUUGUUUCUACUGUGGAUAGUGUUCAUUUGUAAAUUAGUGACAGCACUGCUUUCGUUUUUAUUUCACUCUGUUCAUGUCUCUUCAUGUCUUUGUGUUUCUGUUACUAACAGGAUGUUUAUAGGCUUUUAAAAUCAUUCCAGCACAAAGUCACUCAGCUGCGUACAAAGAGUUUUGUACUAAAACGGCACAUUGGGACAUAAAGAAUAAACUUUAUGUUUAUCGGUAGCACAAAAUGAAAUCAGACGACGGUACGAGAGGAAAGAAAAGCAGCUUCAGCCGGUGAUGAAACUAAAAGAAAUAUCUGCUCCUCAGAGAUAUUUGAAAGUUAAAACAAUGUGUUUUUGAAAACUUUAUACUCAGACAAACGUACAAGCACACACUUGGUUUUUUCCUUUACAAAAUGUUGUUAUUGUGUUUCCUCACCAGACACUCGUGCAUCUCCUCCGCACAUGUGAACAUGGAUCUGAGAGCAGCUCGGUUUUCUCUGACAGUCGUUGUUUGUAACCAGCGGAGCUGCACAGUUUAUUUCUCUGUUUCCUUAAAGUUAUAAUUCAGAUUGUUUCACGUCAAAACCCAUUUUUACACGAUUUAAGACGACGCUGUCGGUUUUGAUCGCAUCUCGUACUCACACAGUUGUUCUUGUCUUGUAUUUCCACUUCUCUUGGUGUUUACUGACCCCUGGUGGUCGAAACACGUGUCGUUUCUAACCAAAUCAUCGAGGACUGAAAUCUUAAGAAUUAUAACUUGAAUAUUUCCAAAUCAAACACAGUCACUGGGUCGACCUCCUGAAGCGUGUCUGACGUGCACAGUCUUGUAUCGUCUGAUUCUUACAACACGAUAACUCGCAGAAGAAAAAACUGGACUCUUUACCAACACGACAAAAAGAACUGGAUGUGACUCCUCCUGUGUUGUCACGAUCGUCACACACACACACACACACACACACUCAUGGAGAUGUAGAAACAGCACUAACACUCAGGUAGUUGAUCGGAUAGUCUGCACUUUAAGAAACUCGCGGUAAAGUUAAAAAAAAAAAAAAAAAAAAACGUGCUGGAAUGAUUGUUGUUGAAAAACGCAGGAAGUGAAGAUCCGAUGUGUUUUGAUGACUGUGAACUUGAUUCUUUGAUUGUUUGACUGGAAGUGACUAAAACCCCGCCCCCAUCACAAGAACUCGCCAGCAGCCAGUAGGAAGACAGACGUUCUCCUGAGCUUCACUCUGAUUGGCUGAUUAAAUACUGUUUCGUCAGGUUUUCAUAAUCCUGAUGUUUUCUCUCUGUAACUGGAUAUUUUUAGAACUGCACAUUAACAUGGUGCCCAAGCAAACGUCUUAAACUCAAUGUUGUUCAUUUGGAUCAUAACUUUAUUGUUUCGGUUGACUCUCUCGGCUCUCGUAGCGUCAGACGCACGUCUUGAGCUGCAGAGCUCGAUCUUUGCUUCAGGAGUCGGUGGAGAAAAGAAACAUUCAAUCUGACUCUUUCAGAAAUAAUUUAGAUUCCAUUCAAUUAUAUUUUAUAAUUUGAGGUGUGAACCGACACCAUGACGCUUGUGCUGGGUCGCCAUGCUAAACGUGUGUUACUGAUCCGCCCACGUGACACAAACGCUUCGUCGUCAUCUUUCUGUUCCCGGUGAAAACUCGAAUGUUGCUGACAGAAGUCCGGAUGCUGCUGUCGUCGUCAUUCCAGAUGUGUCUUAUUUGAACUGUUCGUAGAAACGCAGCAGCUUUUUUAAAAAAAGAUCAGAGAAUCCUGUUGAGCAUCUGUCGCCUUCAUUAAAAGACCAACGGAGGAGGUUUUGAUCUUUAGAAAUGUCUCCACUUCCUGUUUCCUUCUUUGUACGUCCCUCUUAGAAAACGUUUUAAUUCUCGUUGUUACGAUAAAUAAAUACUGAAAACAGAACCAGUGAUUGUUUCACCACGUUCAGGUAGAAGUAGGAAUAUAUCUUUGCACAAACGAUGUCUAUGAAAGUAACACGUAUCCUUCACGUUCAUGAUGAUCACACAACAGAAGACUCACGUCGCCUUGUGGUGAAAAAUAAUUCACGUUUGGAAACUGAAUCAGACGCUGAGAGGACGAUAACGACCAGGCUGCGUUCGCUCCGCAGGAAAUAAACAUCUGACCAGGAUUCCGACACGAGAUCAGUCUGAACAGUCGAUCAAAAUCAGAUCAAUACCAAAGAUUUAACCGCUCGUGUUCACACUGAAAUCAAAACGCUGCUUUGGCAAAUUAAAGUAAAAUCGAAUAAAGCAAAAAUAAAACCAGUUCAUUUUCUUGACGGGUGGAGUUUCUUCAGGGGGAAGAACUUUGAACCUUGCGGGUUAUUGUCCACGCGUGGAUUCAACGAUGUGUUUAAAAAGAAUGUGGGUGUGUUAGCACGUAGCGAAGCAGCUUAAGUUCAUGCGUUAUCGGACAAAACGUGCCGAACUAGGGGAAGUGUAAAAGAUGCGUACAUUUAGAUCCGACUGUUCAGACUGACGUCAUGUCAGAAUCAAAGUCACGUGAGUGCCCCCUGCUGGUGAACGCAGCCUCGUGCGGGUUAUUACUGGAACACUGUGAAAUGAAUGAAAGUCUACGGAGUCGUGAUGGUGCCUUCAGAGAGUACGGAAGACGAUCAGGGCCUUGUUAAACUUUUAAGUCUUUAAUUCUUUCUGAAUUUAUUUUUACGUAGCUCUAAUCAUCUUCUGUAGAGAGCAACAUAUAAACUGUUAUUUUUAAUUUCCUGUUUUCUUCUUUUAUUUCUUUUUGUGCCCAAACAACCAUCUGACCGCAGAGAAGUCGAACCUGUGGAGAAACGUUUGUGUUCAUUUUCAAGAUGUAAACAGUUUAUUUUUUAUUUUCCUCCGCGUGUAGACGGAGUAGAUUUGAAUAAUAGGACUGUGUGUAGUCGUCUGUGUCGUUAAAAUCCACUUUGUCAUGAUCGAAUGUUGUUUAACCUUUAAAUCAAAAAAACACUUGUUAUCAGUAACGUCUGGAUGAAGGAAUGUAGGUUUUUAUUUUGACAAAUCAUGAGCAUUCAGAAAAUAAAAGAAAUGCUGUUCGUCACGAUUGUUUUUCAUCCUGUAGGUUGUGAUUUAAUUUCUUCUUGAAGUUUAAGUGCAUUUUUUUUUUCCUUGUUUGAUGAAUUUUUUAUUCUAAUGAAUCUGUUUGUGUUGCGACUGGUGAUGAAGCUGGUAACGAGCACGGAGGCGACUACGAGAAACAUACAGCAUGUAUUUAUUGCACUUUUGUGAUUUGGGUGUGCUUUUCCUGUUUUUUUUGUUUUUUUCUUUUUAUCGCGAGAGUCCCGAAAAGCUGUGAAUUUUAUUCUCGGACACUGUUCUGUCGACCAGAGUUGUAAAUAUUUCACCAGCACAAAAAAAAACAAACAACGACAUGUUUUGUAGUUU
Paralichthys olivaceus (Japanese flounder) is the source of this 4297-nucleotide messenger RNA. The record is from RefSeq and is a predicted model, not a curated record. NCBI's taxonomy places the organism in Eukaryota, Metazoa, Chordata, Actinopteri, Pleuronectiformes, Paralichthyidae.